AUGGAAGAAGACGAGCUGGAAAUGCAUUUGAUGACAAUCAAAGAUGAGAACCUGAAGCUCACUCUGCAAUUUGGUAUUGGAAUGCAUCAUGCGGGUUUGUCAACUUCCGAACGUGGCGUUGUUGAACAGCUUUUCACGGACAAGAAAAUCCAAGUUCUCGUUGCUACUUCUACGCUAGCGUGGGGUAUCAACAUGCCAGCUCAUCUUGUAAUCGUCAAGGGAACAGAGUAUUUCGAUGGAAAAUUGUGUAAAUACGUUGAUUAUCCUGUAACCGAUGUUUUGCAAAUGAUGGGCAGAGCUGGAAGACCUCAGUAUGAUAACUCUGCUGUUGCUGUUAUUUACGUCCAGGAUAACAAGAAGCAGUUCUAUAAGAAGUUCCUGUACGAGCCUUUCCCCGUGGAAUCGAGUAUGCUACCUGUACUGGCUAAUCAUGUCAAUGCUGAAAUCAAUUCGGGAACAAUCUCUACUAAACAAGGAAUUAUGGAGUAUAUCUCAGGCACUUACUUCUACAGAAGACUGUUUGCUAACCCGAAUUUCUACGGUCUCGAAAAUCCAAGUGAAGAGGCUUUGAUAACAUUUUUAACGAACGUUGUAGAUCAGGUCAUGGCUGACUUGGUAGAAUCGAAAUGUAUCAUUAUCGAUGAGGAAGAGAACAGCAUUAUGGCAUCACCAUUCGGAAGAUUGGCAUCGAUAUACUAUUUGAAGCAUGAAACUAUUCGAUACCU
Messenger RNA from Auanema sp. JU1783, 725 nucleotides. The record is from the annotation of a GenBank genome assembly. Lineage: Eukaryota; Metazoa; Nematoda; Chromadorea; Rhabditida; Rhabditidae.